AUGAUGGAAUUGCAUAUUAAAGUGUUUAAGGACCUGCCGCCAUUGAAUGAUAAUGAUAAAGUAUGUAACGUCUUAAUACAGGGUCAAUUUGUUCGCAAACGCAACUUAUCCAAAAGUCUCAUGUUUGGUGAUAUCCAGUUACAGGAUGGAGAAUUGUUGGAGGUCAUGAUACGUGCGGAGGAAGGGGUACUGGAUAUCACGACAAUUCGCCAGAUCAAUUGGGACGUGCAUCUCGGCGACAUGGUCACGGCUCAAGGAAUGUUACAAUGUAAACGUCAUGAAGUAGAACACCCGGAUGAAUGGCUUUUUGUGCUCCACUCCAUUCAAGUGGAUGAACUCUGGAGUCUGUAUCACACAAGCACCAAGUUUAGCUACAUUGGCCCCGACUCUGUUGAUGUAAAAGGUUCGUGGAUGUUGCCACCUUCUUCAAAGGCAGCAACAGCAAAUAAGUACACCAAUAUGGUUGUAUUGAACGGCUUCAACACCUGCAAGUACUAUUUCUCGUCCUCGAAUGGUACCAAUUGCCUGCGUGGAGAGCAAUGCCACUUUUGGCAUGGACAGCCUGCGGAUUUUAAACAAAAUCGACGCCGAUGGAUGGCGAAGCGGCUCGAACAGCGUGCAAAAGCUGCACAACUGGCAGGUGAUAGUAGCGAUCCUCACUCCAAAAUCGACAAGGCGCAACGUAGCCGCAUCUUCUGCGAUUGGCUUGUGGACAUUUUAGGAAAUGAACAUCUUGCCUCAGGAACGGGUGUUGUUGAUGUAGCUGGUGGUAAAGGUGAUAUCCCGAUUCAACUCUGGAUUCAACGAGGUAUUCCGACAACGCUAAUUGACCCGAGACCCAUGAAACUUGGCAAAUACAACCGAAAACUUGUUGCUAAGGCGCAAGCUGCUGACGGUCGCAAGAUGAGCCCUCAAUUGCUCCGCUGCCUCGAUGACGAAACAUUGAAGUUGCACAAGGAGCUGUUUACAGACUGCUCUAUUCUCGUUGGCAUGCACCCAGACGAGGCCACUGAAGCUAUUGUUGACGCUGCUAUGACGCUAAGAAAGCCAUUUGCCGUUGUGCCUUGUUGCGUGAUGAGCCGGGCAUUUCCAAAUCGCCAAUGCCGUGAUGGCACACUUGUCGACACGUACGAGACAUUCGUAAGAUAUCUUUUAGAAAAGCAUCCAUCAGUUCAAAGCGCAUUCCUGCCGUUUGCUGGCCGCAAUCAGGUGCUGUACCUUUUCGACUACGACGAGGGACAAAGAGCGAGCGCUAAAAUCGUUGACACAACCAGCACAUAA
This is a messenger RNA of Peronospora farinosa, 1281 nucleotides long. The record is from the annotation of a GenBank genome assembly. NCBI's taxonomy places the organism in Eukaryota, Oomycota, Peronosporomycetes, Peronosporales, Peronosporaceae.